UCUGAACUCGGUGUCUUUAUUUACUUGCCGAUGGCUCUCUUUUCUCGCUCCGAGUCUCGAUGUGCGCAGAAAGGAGGAACAUGUCCGCCGUGCAGCUGCUGCGGGUGUCGGUACAUGAGCGGAUCAACGCUGCAGCUGAAGACUUUCUGCUGCAGGUGGAGAAAGGAGGAGAAACGGCUCAGGUCCCGUCGCUGAGGGCGAUGCUCACCGAGCGGCUAACGGUGGCGGCUGAGGAGAUCCUCACGUUGCUUGAGGAAACCGUGACAGAGUACGAAGACAGAGUGGAGCAGUCAGAGCUGGAGAUCUGCCGCCAGAGGAGGCUGCUCGAUGCCGUGAUGAAGCCCGAGGUCCGGCUGCACAGAGCAGACAUCCUGCAACUGGUGGUGAGUAAAGAAGAGGUUCCCUCUGAGCAGCAGCAGUGGAGCUCCCUUGUGGACCAGGAGGACCCAGAGCCCCUCCACAUUAAAGAGGAACAUGAGGAACCGUGGACCAAUCAGAAGGGAGAGCAGCUUCAACAACUGGCGGAGGCUGAUAUGAAGUUCACGUUGACUCCUGUCACUGUAAAGAGUGAAGAAGACGAAGAGAAACUUCUGUUGACACAGCUUCAUCAGACUGAGGAGGACAGUGCAGACUGUGGAGGCCCAGAACCAGCAAGGAACUCAGGUCCUGAUGGACAUUUACAACCAGGUCCUGAGGACAAGACUGAAGACUCCUCUGGGACUGAAAACUCUUCUGAGACUGAAGUCAGUGAUGAUGAUGGUUGGAUGGAGACCAGGGAACCUCUGUCUGGUUUAAAUACAACAAAUAACAAACAGCCUCUAAGCGACAUGAGAUGUAAAACUGAUGAGAAAUCAUUUAGUUGCUCUGAGUGUGGUAAAACAUUUAACCGAAACUACAAUCUGAAGAAACAUAUGAGGGUUCAUACACGAGAGAACCCCUUUAGUUGUUCUGAGUGUGGUAAAAGCUUUAGACAUGAAACCUACCUAACUACACACAUGAGAAGUCAUACAGAAGAGAAGCCCUUUAGUUGCUCUCAGUGUGAUAAAAGAUUUUCCCAUGAUUGUUACUUAAAGCGUCAUGUGAGAAUUCAUACGGGAGAGAAACCAUUUAGUUGCUCCGAGUGUGGUAAAACAUUUAGACUAAAGGGCUUUCUAACACAACAUAUGAUAAGUCAUACAGGAGAGAAACCAUUUACUUGCACACAGUGUGGUAAAACAUUUCGUAAUAGGGGCAUUCUAAAUAUUCAUGUAAGGAGUCAUACAGAUGAAAAACCCUUUAGUUGCACUCUGUGUGGUCAUACAUUUAGAGCAAUUGCUGGUUUAAAGAGACAUAUGACAAGUCAUACAGGAGAGAAACCAUUUAGUUGCUCAGUGUGUGAUAGAAAAUGUAAUGAUAAGAGCAAGAUAACUGAACAUAUGAGAAUUCAUACAGGAGCGAAACCAUUAAGUUGCACUGAGUGUGGUAAAACAUUUAGAUAUAAGAGCCUUCUAAAUCGACAUAUGAGGAGUCAUACAGGAGAGGAACCCUUAGGUUGCACUUAGUGUGCAAAAAAAUGUAACAGUACGUCCAACAUUAUAUAUAUAUAUAUAUAUAUAUAGCAUUCAUCUGUUUCUCAAGUGACUAUAAAACUAAUAAGUUCCCAGUUUGAUUUAUUUAGUACACGAGCAAUAUAAUUUUUUCCAUCAUAUUAUUUUCAGUAUCAUGUGCAAGACUCCUUAACAUUUCCACUUACUGCAACUUUUGUUUAGUAUCUUUCUUUCUCAUAACAUUCGUAACAUUGUUAUUUUAUUUUUUGAUGAGGUUAUUACUUAUCUCUUCAAUGCUGUAACUGUUGUAAGGCAGUGUUUGUCUCAUCCAGGUCUUUGUAAGAGCGGGUGGGCACCUCUGAGGAUGUGGUCCAUGGUCUGGGGAGUCUCACCACAGGGGGCUUGGUGUUGAUUCCCCUCUUUUGCCCUGGUUGUUUCUACUUUUCCUUCCUGGGAAAGACUCUCCCACCAAUGACCUGACUUUUAUCUUUGACAACUCCGUGUAAGCCCCUGCCCAGACUGCUAGGAACAUGGGUGUGACACUCGACAGUCAACUCUCCCUUACUGCAAACAUUACUGCAACAACGUGUUCCUGUAGAUACAUCCUGCACAACAUCAGGAGAAUAGGUCCCCUUCUCACUCAGAAGGCAGCGCCGGUUCUGGUUCAGGCUCUGGUCAUCUCACACCUAGACUAUUCCAGCUCCCUCCUGGCAUGUCUACCUGCUAGUGCCAUCCAACCUCUGCAGCUCAUCCAGAAUGUAGCAGCUGAACUGGUCUUUAACCUACCUAAAUUCAAUCACACUACUCUGUUCCUCCACUCACCUCACUGGUUACCAGUAGCUGCCCGCAUCCGUUUCAAAACAGUACUUUUUUCAACGGAUUGGGUCACGUCUGCAUCCAGGACGUGGUCAAACUUCCCACCCCAGCCUGUUCACUCCCCUCUUCACCUGCCAAUCGGCUUAUUCCUCUCUCACUGUGAGCUAACCACUCGUCAAAAUCACGACUGUUUGCUGUCCAGGCUCCUAAAUGGUGGAACGAGCUCCCCAAUGACAUAAAGACAGCAGAAAUCUACACAUCUACCACUGCAGACUAAAGACAUUAUACCUUGGAUUGAAACAAUUUAAGGAUUCAGUUUAGCAGCACUGAUAUGGCACUUACAUAUGGCACUUUGUAGGUUUUUUUUGUCUUGAAGAAAAUUUUUACUUUCUUGAUUAUUGUUCUGGAUUUGUACCAUCAUGGUUGAAUGCACUGAUUGUAAGUUGUUUUGGAUAUACGGGUCAGCUAAAUGAAAUGUAAUGUAAUGCGAUUGCACUCUUUAGGUUGCUGCUGGUGUCAGAUGCAUGCUCUUCACUGUUUUUAAGCUUUUGUGGGAUUUUAAACACUCACAGUACCUUGAAUUCUUUAAUUCAGUCAAGUAUUUAGACCCAUGUUGUUCGACCUGAUGUAAA
Molecule: messenger RNA, 2974 nt
Organism: Pleuronectes platessa (European plaice)
Lineage: Eukaryota; Metazoa; Chordata; Actinopteri; Pleuronectiformes; Pleuronectidae
Product: zinc finger protein 260
Exons: 2
Coding region: 60-1541 (493 amino acids)
Biological process (GO): regulation of transcription by RNA polymerase II
Molecular function (GO): DNA-binding transcription factor activity; RNA polymerase II cis-regulatory region sequence-specific DNA binding
Source: RefSeq, a predicted model, not a curated record